Molecule: messenger RNA, 2683 nt
Organism: Diceros bicornis minor
Lineage: Eukaryota; Metazoa; Chordata; Mammalia; Perissodactyla; Rhinocerotidae
Gene: ATE1
Product: arginyltransferase 1
Exons: 13
Coding region: 41-1735 (564 amino acids)
Biological process (GO): protein arginylation
Cellular component (GO): cytoplasm
Molecular function (GO): arginyl-tRNA--protein transferase activity
Source: RefSeq, a predicted model, not a curated record
GUGUGGGGCUGGGCGGCGUCGCGUUUGGAGGGCCGAGACCAUGGCUUCUUGGGCCGCUCUUUCGCCCAGCAUCGUGGAGUAUUUCGAGGGCGAGGACUUCUACCGCUGCGGCUACUGCAAGAAUGAGUCGGGCAGUCGCUCCAAUGGCAUGUGGGCACAUUCCAUGACAGUACAGGAUUAUCAGGAUCUUAUAGACCGAGGAUGGCGAAGAAGCGGGAAAUAUGUGUACAAACCUGUCAUGAAUCAAACAUGUUGUCCUCAGUACACAAUACGGUGUCGACCUUUACAGUUUCAGCCAUCAAAAUCUCACAAGAAGGUUUUGAAAAAAAUGUUGAAAUUUCUCGCUAAAGGGGAAAUUUCCCAAGGACAUUGUGAGGAUGAGCCCAUGGAGCCUACCGUGGAGGAUGCCGUUGCUGGUGACUUUGCGUUAAUAAAUAAAUUGGAUAUACAGUGUGACCUUAAAACGCUCAGUGAUGACCUCAAAGAGAGCUUAGAGAGUGAAGAGAAGAAGAAAGGAAAAAGCUCAAAGAAAGAAGAAUCUAAUGAAUUAAUUCAGUCGCGAGAAAUAGAAAAGAAGUUGGGCUCUGGUGAACCAUCACAUUCAGUUAAAGUGCAUGCAGUUCCUAAGCCAGGCCAAGGGGCAGAUUUGAGUAAGCCUCCAUGUCGAAAAGCAAAGGAAAUCCGGAAAGAAAGGAAAAGGUUAAAACUCAUGCAGCAGAACCCAGAUGGAGAACUUGAGGGUUUCCAGGUUCAACGGGAACCGCCAUCUUUGUUCCCAGCGAAGGCUAAAUCCAACCAACCCAAAUCACUUGAAGAUUUAAUUUUUGAAUCUUUACCAGAGAAUACAUCACACAAGUUAGAGGUGAGGGUGGUGAGAUCAUCUCCACCAAGUUCUCAGUUCAAAGCCACAUUUCAGGAGUCUUACCAGGUCUAUAAACGUUACCAGAUGGUUAUUCACAAGGACCCACCUGAUAAACCAACUGUGAGCCAGGUGAGGUUAGUGCCUGUCUCCUUUGAGGACCCAGAGUUCAAGUCGUCCUUCAGCCAGUCAUUUUCUUUAUAUGUCAAGUAUCAAAUGGCCAUACACCAGGAUCCGCCUGAUGAAUGUGGGAAGACUGAGUUCACAAGAUUCCUUUGCAACUCACCUUUGGAGGCAGAGAAUCCCCCUAGUGGACCAGAUUGUGGUUAUGGCUCUUUUCACCAGCAGUAUUGGCUUGAUGGAAAGAUCGUUGCUGUGGGAGUGAUUGACAUCCUUCCAUACUGUGUAUCAUCUGUAUAUUUGUACUACGAUCCUGAUUAUUCAUUUCUGUCUUUGGGUGUCUACUCUGCACUCCGAGAAAUUGCAUUUACUAGGCAACUUCAUGAGAAAACAUCUCAACUCAGCUAUUAUUAUAUGGGUUUCUACAUUCAUUCAUGUCCUAAGAUGAAAUAUAAGGGUCAGUAUAGACCUUCUGAUUUGCUGUGUCCUGAGACAUAUGUGUGGGUACCCAUUGAGCAGUGCCUGCCUUCGCUUGAGAACUCAAAGUACUGCCGUUUCAACCAGGACCCAGAAGCAGUGGAUGAAGGUCGCAGUAAGGAACCUGACCGACUGCAGGUGCUUUACAAGAAAGCCAUAAUGCCUUAUGGCGUUUAUAAGAAGCAACAGAAAGACCCGAGCGAGGAGGCCACUGUGCUGCAGUACGCCCGCCUGGUAGGGCAGACGUGUUCCGAACGGAUGCUGCUGUUCAGAAACUGAAACAGCUCAGCUCACCCUCUGCCCAGGCGCUCCUGCGUUGUGCUGAUGAUAUGUGCCACGGUAUAGGUUCAUUACCCUGGGGAAAUUCCGUAACCAUACACAAAUUAGACUUUUUUAUUUUAACUGUUACAUGGCUUUUCUAAAAUAUUUUGUGGCAAUGUAUUGUGAGAAUCUCAUGACUAAAGAUUUUAAAAAUGUGUUAUAACCUAGCCUCACAAUUGGAGUUUAUCAUUUUGGAAGUUUGUUUUAUGAACAAGAUAUGGUAAACUUCUCUUGUUAAUAUUUUGGAAAGUAAAAUUAAUAAGUGAAUCAUAAGUGAUUUAAAUCACAGUUGUGCUUUUUGUUCUGUUACAGAAAUUAAAACAGACUGUUUCCUCAGAUCUACUUAAAACAUUAGUUUAAGCAAAAAACCUGAAGUGUGAGGAAGAAGGUGGGAAGUCUGUUUCAUCACUUAGAAAAUGUCUUCUUUUCUAGAGAACACAAGCGUGCUGUUACUGAGUGUUCCAUGUUAAAUUAUUGCCAAAUGUUAUAUUAUGUAGUUUAAUAGAAAACUCAAAAAAAGAAAACACAAACAUUAGAAAAAGGAUGUCAUGUUAACAUGGGACAUCUGUUUACCAGGACAGUCCUAUUCAUGUCUGUUGUCUUGGCGUGAUUAUUUUUCUUAGAAUAAUUAUUAUUAGUACUCCCUUUUACUCUCAAAAGUAUCCCAGUAUGGACAAUAAAAUAUGUGAUUACCCUAGUUGUAUCUUAUAUUAUUUGCCCUGUUUCUAAAAAUCUUAAGAAAUUGAGUUUUUUAAGGAAAAUGUUGGCUCCUGCCUUGACCUAAGCCCCAUCAAAAUUAAAUAUACACUAAUUUUUCAUUCCUUAGAACUCAGGACACUUGUCUUUGGUUACUGAUUAAAAAUUAGUUGAUAUCUGACUGCUUUUAUAGCUCUGCUACAAAUGACA